AGGGGAAGGGAGGGCUGCCGUGCAGUAGGAACUGUGCAGACACACACACACAGGGAUCCAGGGACAGCAGCCCCUUGCACUGGGAUCUAGAGCCACAGCGCCAAAGAGAGUUGAAGGAAAACACUCAUCUAACGCAACACAAUGGCAGAAAAAAUUAAAGAUGCCAAGAUCAUCUUUGUUGUCGGUGGGCCUGGCUCUGGAAAGGGCACCCAGUGUGAGAAGGUAGUUGCAAAGUAUGGCUACACCCACCUGUCAUCUGGGGAUCUGCUCCGUGCUGAGGUGUCUUCUGGCUCUGAGAGGGGCAAGCAGCUCCAGGCCAUCAUGCAGAAGGGAGAGCUUGUCCCCCUGGACACAGUCUUAGACAUGAUUAAGGAUGCCAUGAUCGCCAAGGCUGAUGUCUCCAAGGGCUACCUUAUUGAUGGCUACCCCCGUGAGGUGAAGCAGGGCGAGGAGUUUGAGAAAAAGAUCGGCAAACCCUGCCUGCUGCUGUACGUUGAUGCAAAAGGAGAGACCAUGGUCAAGAGGCUUUUGAAGCGUGGUGAGACAAGUGGCCGUUCUGAUGACAAUGAGGAGACCAUCAAGAAGCGCCUGGACUUGUAUUACAAAGCAACUGAGCCAGUCAUUGCCUUUUACGAGAGCCGGGGCAUUGUCAGGAAGGUUGACUCUGAGCUGCCAGUGGAUGAGGUCUUCAGCCAAGUUUCCAAGGCUAUUGAUGCACUGAAGUAAAACAACAUGACUAGAUAAACUGU
This is a messenger RNA of Perca flavescens (yellow perch), 749 nucleotides long. RefSeq names its product adenylate kinase 1 (gene ak1). Gene Ontology annotation, cellular component: cytoplasm. Bases 142 to 726 code for a protein of 194 amino acids. NCBI's taxonomy places the organism in Eukaryota, Metazoa, Chordata, Actinopteri, Perciformes, Percidae. Gene Ontology annotation, biological process: nucleoside triphosphate biosynthetic process; ATP metabolic process. The record is from RefSeq and is a predicted model, not a curated record. The transcript is spliced from 7 exons. Gene Ontology annotation, molecular function: ATP binding; nucleoside diphosphate kinase activity; AMP kinase activity.